Molecule: messenger RNA, 303 nt
Organism: Rotaria socialis
Lineage: Eukaryota; Metazoa; Rotifera; Eurotatoria; Philodinida; Philodinidae
Source: the annotation of a GenBank genome assembly
AUGUGUAUCGUCAGAAACAUCGAUAAAGAAGUAGAAAAAGCAAUUGAAUCGGCUGUCAUAACUAAUGAUGAUCAGGAGGAAGACAUUGCAAUAACAGCAGCGGUGUCUGUUAUUCCACCGCCAACAACAUACGACAUCACAUCAACAACAACAAUAGCAGACCUUUCAUUGCAAUGCCAACUUGAGCAUAUCCUGCAACGCUUGAAAAUAUUAGAAAACGAUAACAGCAAAUUACGUCAAGAGAACAUGAAAUUACGUGAAGAGAACCUGAAACUGCUUCAAGAGUUAAAAAAUUCGAAAUAA